UUUUAUCCAUCUUCGUAACGUCAUCGAUUUCGGUCAAUCUCUUUGACGGCAGGUGCAUAAUGAAUCAGUAUUUAUUGGUUAAAUAGUCGUUUCAACCGGAUGCCUAUUAGUCGCUAUGCAAAGACAGCUUGAGAAGUAUAACCUGCAGCCCAAUAACAAUAUGCUACCAUUCGGCAUUGUCUUAACGAUUACAUCAAUUAUGGUAAUCGCGUCGUCCGUCGAAUCCUUCGUCUUCGACUCUUGCGAACGUACUAAUUUGACAAAACAAGAAUGUGUGGGAAAAGUAAUAAUGGACACGCUCAGCAAGGCCAAUGAAGAUCCAGCCAACUUUUUUAAGUUCAACGAAUUAGACAACGGUAGCGGCAUAUUACGAUUGAUCAAACUGAAAUUCGACGACAAUUCCACCAGUGGAGUGCGUAGGUUUCAAUUAAAAGAAGAAGAAACAAGGUCGUCAAAAAAUGGAGAUUUCUGGGACUUGUUUAUGUCUGUCAUAGAGAAACUGACACAUUACAGUAGUGACCACGGUGUGUUGGUGUCUCUGCCACAGUGGUCGAGAGAAUUUCCUCCCGUUGCAGUAGUGAAUGAGGAUGACAUCUUUCAAGUAGUUAACGAGAUGGUUUACCAAAUUACAGGUCGGGGUAAGCACAAGAAAUUUGCACUGCUAUUUCCACUGCUGGCUACGUUCAAAUUUUUGGUGAUCAAGGCUCUUCUAGUGCCCAUACUAAUCACUGUCAUGAUAAUCAAGAAAAUGUUAGUACUCGGCGUCAUGGCUCUACCCACCUUAUUGACCAUGUUGCGGUUCUGUCGGAAUCCCAAUUUCGGCGGAUUCGGCUUGGGCAACUUGAUGGCAACCGGUGCAGUGGGACCCGUAGGUCAGACAGCAGCAUUUGCUCCUCUCGCGGCUGCCGACAUGUCUGGCGACUAUUCCAACUACGUUCAACAGGCGACUGCCGCAUCUCAUCAUCCAAAUGGCUUUAAAGAUUAUUCCAAGAAUCUGUUGGACGCCAUGAAGGGUACUUACUAGGGUACAUUGAACUUACUAGGGCAAGGGUACUUACUAGGGUCUUUUGAAUCUAGGCAAAGCUGUAUAGCUACUAUAAAGUACAGUGAUUAAUGCACGUCUUAUAGGUAGGCGCUCACAAUGUAUUUUUGGAAAUACAUUUUUUUUUUCGGGAAAUAAAAAUAACUCCUACGCUAUAAUUUUAGCACUUAACAAUUAUUUUAUUGCCACACCGUUAAAUAAUCAUACUUACGACAAAAAUGUGUAUGAUAACACCUAUAUUAUAGUUUAUACUUAUAGUAAUUAAUGUGCAAUUAAAUAAUAUAUACCCACCUAUACAAUCUUAGAUAGCGGUUAUGGCUAUGUAAGCUAUGGUAUCUUACGAUUCACUCUUUUCAUCCAAAAGUCGUGUUAUAUUUUUCAUUGCACCUAAUUAUAAAAACACAUCAAUAUUUUCA
This is a messenger RNA of Adelges cooleyi (spruce gall adelgid), 1458 nucleotides long. RefSeq lists its product as uncharacterized. The record is from RefSeq and is a predicted model, not a curated record. The transcript is spliced from 3 exons. Bases 116 to 1024 code for a protein of 302 amino acids. Lineage: Eukaryota; Metazoa; Arthropoda; Insecta; Hemiptera; Adelgidae.